GUGCCCUCAGAAGUCUGCCUGAAGUUCUUACCCCGACACUCUGAUGAUGGAGCGAUCUACCCGGGAGCUGUUUCUCAACUUCACUGUUGUCCUGAUUACAGUUCUCCUCAUCUGGCUCCUUGUGAGGUCCUAUCAGUACUAGAGGCCAUGCCAUACUCCUGGGAUUGACUGAGAUGCUCUGGGGCUGUCUGCUGUAUGCCCUGAGAUCUCACUGCUGUGGCUGUCAUGGGAUGCUGUUCUUAGCAUGCCCAGGCCCCUUUGACCUGCACUCACAAUGCCUGAUGUGCCCCAGCACUAGGAUUGAUUGUGUGUUCUCUAAAGAUGCUGCUCUCACUGGUUGCCAAGUGUUUGCCAGUGAGUGUUAGAUUUUUUUCCCCAGCCCUUACUGCAAAUGUGUUAGACAAGCCACAAGGUUAAAAUUAAACUGAAUUCAUGAUGAUGCAGAAUUAUAACAAGCCCCUGAUUUGUCUCACCACACAUCCCUCCAACCCACACUGUCUGUAACCAAACCCUAAUUCAACUCCCCAAAGAAAUGUUAGAGGAAGUCUUUGUCAGACUCUCUAGCUCUCAUGUGAAUAAAACUAAGUCAACCAUAAAAA
This is a messenger RNA of Heterocephalus glaber (naked mole-rat), 599 nucleotides long. It is a transcript of the gene Sln, whose product is annotated as sarcolipin. Gene Ontology annotation, cellular component: membrane. NCBI's taxonomy places the organism in Eukaryota, Metazoa, Chordata, Mammalia, Rodentia, Bathyergidae. The record is from RefSeq and is a predicted model, not a curated record. Gene Ontology annotation, molecular function: enzyme regulator activity.